UCCUUCUAUGAUAAAGAACACACAACUUUUUUUACAGCCUUUAAUUGCAUCUCAGUCCAUAGCAAUGAAUGUAAUAGCUUAAGAAAAUUGGUUUGGUCUUCCAAAGCCAUGUUCUCUGUCCAGUGCUGUCUCAGCAUCUGCAGUCCUCCCCAGUGGAAUCCAGUGCAACUGGAUUAGGACUCCUUUCUUUGUAUGCCAUGCCUGUUAGCUGAGCUAUGGAAGUAAAUGGAGAAGAAAUAAUGCAUCUGAAUUACACAGAAAUUCCAGUAUAGGUGACAGUAUCCCUGCAAAUUAGUAAGUCAUAAUGAAUCCUAAUGAGCUGUGAGGCAGGAAAAAUAUAUCUAAGCUUUUCCAGGAGGAAUGAACUGAACACCCUGAUCAAAGUACACAAUCACUUGAUUGGUGCAAGCUGAUAAUGGAGAUCAAGGCACAAAUACAUAAAACAAGGAAGAGAGAGAUCUAGUUAAUAAGUAAUUCCUCACCAUAAUGCAAGUUUGAACAACAAAUACUGUCUCCCAACAAUAAAGACAAUAUCUCAGCUGAAACACUCUCCAGCACAAGGAUAUUACUCCUUUCUCUCACCGAGAAGAAAAUGAAAAACAAGACAAAUGUUCUUCCCAGAGAAGGAGAAGCCCAACCUUCCAGGUGUCCAGAUAACACUGCAUUCAAACAGCAGAGGCUGCCCGCUUGGAAGCCCCAGCUGACCAUUGCAUCUGUGCUCUCCAGCUUCUUUCUGACAGGGGCAUUCUGCCUCACUGUGGGAGUCUGCCUUGUCCUGUCUGCAAACAGUGUCAGAGAAAUACAGAUAGAUUAUUCAGAUAAAUGUUCAGAUUGUUCAAAGCUCCGUGAAAAUUCCUCUAAUUGGAAUAAGGAAUGCCACUGUUCUGUCAAUUUCACGUUAAAGGAAAAUAUAUUGGGUGAUGUUUUUAUGUACUAUGGUCUGCAAAACUUCUAUCAGAACCACCGUAGAUACGUGAUAUCAAGAAGUGACGCACAACUUUUGGGCCGAAAUGUGAAUAUCCAGAGGAGCUACUGCGCGCCCUUCAGCACCUACAGGAACGGGACCCCGAUGGCGCCGUGCGGGGCCAUCGCCAACAGCAUCUUCAAUGAUACUAUUAAUCUGUUUUACAAUCAUAACUCAUCUGUGAUUCAAGUGCCACUGCUGAAGACUGGAAACAGUUGGUGGACAGAUAAAAAUGUGAAAUUUCGCAAUCCUGAGUCAUACAAUCUCUCUUCUGCAUUUGCAGCAGGGACAGCCAGACCUCCUUACUGGCAGAAACCAGUGUAUCUGUUAGACGAGGAAGACGAGAGGAACAAUGGUUACUUGAACGACGACUUCAUUAUCUGGAUGCGCGUGUCGGCCUUCGCGACCUUCAGGAACCUCUACCGGCGCGUCAGACGGGUUCGGCACUUCACAGAGGGCCUGCCAGCAGGGAACUACACCUUCCACAUCUCCUACAAUUUCCCUGUUACCAGAUUCAAGGGGAGGAAGCAUGUGAUUCUUUCAACCGUGGUGUGGAGCGGUGGAAGUAACCCAUUCCUGGGAAUUGCCUACCUGGUUUCUGGCACAGCAGCAACCCUGACAGGUUUUGUCAUAACUGGCAUCCACCUAAAGCUCAGGAAAAAGAAAACAUACUUUCAGAGGCGAGACAUUUGAAGUGCCUGGUAGAGCAACAGGAGUUUCUUCCAGCUUGCAACGAGACCUUGUUGAACUCCCACUACAUUGACUCAUAAAAUAGUAAUUAAUUAUGCCUGAGUUCUUUGUAUGAGGCACUGCAGUGCUGGAAUUCAUAUGGAGAAGAGGAAGAAGCACAAGCAGCAUCAGCUUUACUCAGUAACUGGCAAUAGCCAUGUCUGGUUGAAGACUGCCCCAGCAGCCCCUCCAGCAGUGCAGAGGGAUUGUGCUGACUGGGGACAGGACCUGCUGCCAGGAACCUCUUGGAGACUGGGCAUUGCCAGACUGCAGAUGAAUUAGAUACAAGUGGGAUGGGCCACGCUCUGUGGCACCUGGUACACAAGUUGGUCAGCACUGCCCGGCCCCGGCUGCCCCUUUGGUAUAUCGUACAGCGCCUGUGCUGAGGAUGCACUGUCUGUCCUGGAUAACAGUUUAUUGCACGUUCCAACCAGUGGAGGAGCUUGAUUCCCUGCAGCUUUGAAGGUGGAAAUGGAAGGAGCACCAAGAGGUGUGAAAGUUGUUUUAUCUGUCUGCAGAGAAGUCUUCACUGAAUGAAUGAAUUCAUCCACAAAGUCAGCAUUCUUCUCAUCAUUCUUGUUCCGAGGUGGUGCUGGAAAGGUGAUUUUAGGAGCACGACCUUCAGAAGAAAAGAAUGUAUAAGGCUACCAUGAUCAUUCAAUAUUGUAGAAACCAUCUAUAACCCUAUUUAAGAUUCUGCAGUGGAUAACCAAAGAGAAUAAUCACCAGCAGGAAAUGACACUGCCUCUGUUUCAGCUCAUCAUUCCACUUGCUUUCCUCAUAAUGAGUAUGUUAUCAUACUCAGAAAUAACAGAAAAAGAGGUAAGACUCCUUUCUCAAAUAAAGGCAAAUUACCAUACUAAUGUAAAGGAAAUGGAGUAACGUGUUCCUGCAGGAAUAGUUCUUAACAAAUAUAAUACAAAAUAAAUAUAACAUGUAUGUCAAUUUCUUUUGAAAAGUGAACUGCACUCCCAAACACUAUCAAAAUAAUUUAAAAAAUUAUAAAAGUUAAAAUACAAAUUCCUAUCAUUAUUCAGAGCUUUCUAGAUGUUGCUUAUUCAGGUUUUUUUAAAAACAAAGCAAGGGUAUCUUCUAAUAAGAAACCAGAAAAGCUUUUUUUUUUUAAGUUUUUUUCAGCCACUGGAUCUUGUUACAUGAGUGACCAUCAUGAGACUCCUCUCAAAACAGCAUUUACCCCCUUCUUCAGGCAAAUGCAUAGUGCAAGCCAUUUAAAUGCAGCUUGGAUAAACUCUCCAGUGCUGCACUUUAUGGUUCCCAGCAAGGCAUACUUUUGAGACUAAAUAAUUAUAAAUAAUUUUUCUAACUCUUCCCUGAUUUUUGUCACUCUUUUAAAAAGCAAGCACUAGGAAGUGAAAAAGCAUGACUGCAGUUACACUUCUGUCAGCUGUGUGUGCAGAAGAUGUAAUAUUGCUAUUUUGUCUGUAGUUAUGCAUUGAAGGAUCUUGAGUGCCUUUGUACAGCUACAAUACACCAGGAGAGGGAACUCCCGUGUCUUAAAUAAGUACAUCUGAUUGCAAAUGCACAGUGAUUUGACUGUAUUGAAAUCUUAUAAACUCCUCUAGAUCUUACACUAGAGACAAGCCUAACACUGAGCAUCUGAAUCUUCUUUAGAUUUCUUCAUAUAUACUCAAGAGGCUUGGAAUAAGCACUAGCCCUUAAAAGCUUCAUUAGAAACCCUCUCUGUUUAUCAAUGAACUCACUAACAAUUUAUUUUUUUAAUCUAACCUGUCAACUUUUAAGUAAUUUUGGGUAAAAAAAAAAGUAUGAUUGAAUUUCAGAUUUUAUGUAAAACAAGUUAUGUAAAACAAUGUUAGACCAUGUCAGUAUCUUGAAUGGAUAAACUUAGGAUAAGUCCAGAUUUCUCCCAUGAAAAUUCAAGUCAUUGUUUAAUCUCUCCAGUGUCUGUUGCUUCAAACACAAAAAAAAACCCCAAAGCCUGCCUCAUCUGUAUUUGCCACUGUUAACAUCUCUGUUUGUCCUGUGAUUUAAUUUAUUAAGAGCAGAAAAACACACACAUUUCCCCAACAUACUGUGCUACUACACUAGCAGGCCACAGCUGAAAAGCCAGGGAAACAAAUAAAGCAGGAAUUUACUCGAACCCAUUAAGUCCCUUGUAAAAGUGAGUAAUAGACUUAUCAGAACUUGACGUUCCUUGCCAUUUAAGGUAUUCAAUGUUUCCUAUUUUAGACCAAGUCUGGCUCAACAGCUCCAAGCACAUACUUAUUUUCACACACACUUACCUAGGUAACAGUUGGAAAAGAGGGUUAAUAAACCUAACACUCACUGACCUCUUUAGAAAAAGACUCAAUUUAGUGGGAUCAGCAUUUGAAUUGCACAAAAACAGUCUCAGUGAAGUAAAUAUUUUUCUGUCUCCAAAUUAAAGCUUUAGGAAAGAAAACAAAGUUCAUCUGCAUAACAGCUAAUUUUAGAAAAAGAAGAAUGACAGUUCAUUUUGAAUUUUAUGCGAAGUAACCGUAAGAGUCUAAACACCCUACAUAUACCUUGAUGUAGAUGAUAAAAUCACACUGCUAUUUGAAAAAAAACUCACUGACUUCUGGUCGCGAAAUUCUCCUGAAGACAACAAAAACUAAGAACAUUAUCAGAGGAUGGAACAUACCUUUUGAAGCCUGUCAUCCUUUAACACCACCAAGAUGAACAGCUCAAAUCAGAGUGAAUUCAUAUAAAAAGAAAGGCAUUUCAGCAUUUCCAUCUCUGAGACGGAAAGAAAGAGGAAGUUAUAUGACAACUUAAAACAGUUUCUGAGGAGAUCAGUUUCUGAAACGAUGCAAGACCAGUGCAAGAAGCAAGUGGAAUUGAAAAAAACCACAAAGGUGAAAAAGAGGAAUUAAAUGUGGCAUGUUUCAGGGCUUUGUAUCCAGUCUAAAGGAAAUCCUAUGUCCAUACAUCAGUGUGAGAGACCAAUAUAAUGUUUAGCAAUAUAUUUUUGCCUAAUGCUGUAUACAGAGGAGAUGUCAACAGAACCUUGAGAUGAGACUAUAAUGUAACAACCUGGGACCUGCAAAGACAAUAUCUGGAAGAUGUGAAUGAAAUACUGAACUGAAUAUUAGUUAUACCCUUCAAAAGCAGACAGUGACUAUGGACCUCCAGGGCUGAAUCCAUUCUCUUCAGCAUAAGCUGAAUAACCAAGCUCCCAGGAACUUGUGAGACAAGAACAGUUGUAAAGUCUACUUACCCAGAUCUUUUUGAAGAACAUUUUCCCUCUCACUCUGUAUUGAGCUUGAAGUUUGUGGUUUCCAUUUCACACCUAAAGAGGGAUUUACAUGCCUAAAACAUUUUUCUUACAUCUCAUUGCCUUGAUUAAAAGAUAUUACCUCUCCCUGCAGCGCUUGCUUGCAUGCCUCCUGAGAGAAAAAAUGCAAACUGUAAUGACAGCACCCCACAACUGGCUCAACAAGGAAACCACCAGAGAAGAGAUUACCCUUACCGUGAGCGAGUAUUUUGCCUAGUCUGACAUGUCAGAUUUUGGCCCUGCGCUUCUAAUAUAAAGCCCCUCCCAGAAGAACUGAAUCAAAAUAUGUCAGCUUAAUCAACAUCAUGUUUAUGCAUAAAAAAGACUUAUUGACCUUUUGGUAAGUGACCUACUAAGAAAAGCAAGGUCUCAAAGGAUUUCCCCCUUCAUGCUCUGUGUGGGGCAACAAGCCAAUACAACAUCUGCUCAGUAUGCACUGCAAAGCAAAUGAACAAUGCUGACACCAUUAAUCAGCUUGUCCAACUGAAUAAAAUUUCAAAAGCUAAUGUAAGAAAGCUUGGCUUUAAAAGCAAACAUUUCAUGUGGAUCUGCAUGGGUUCAUCUAAUGAUGGAUUAGUUAACCCUGAGAGAUGAAGAAUAACUCCAGCCCUUUGUUUGAGAGGGCAGUGCAUGAAAAUCUGACAAUGCACAGAGAAAGACUGUAAAGAAAUUAAAGCUAUGGGAAGUACUUUUGCAAAAAUUGAUUGCCUCCCAUUGGUGCCUCAAACUUCAGUGUGUGAUAUUAAACACAAUGAAUAAAAACCACCUGGUUUUGAGUCCUAUCCACAGGCUGCAAGCUGUGAUUAAAUGUAUGUUUUUUUCAUUCACAGAA
Messenger RNA from Taeniopygia guttata (zebra finch), 5796 nucleotides. The record is from RefSeq and is a predicted model, not a curated record. NCBI's taxonomy places the organism in Eukaryota, Metazoa, Chordata, Aves, Passeriformes, Estrildidae.